Sinocyclocheilus rhinocerous is the source of this 790-nucleotide messenger RNA. RefSeq names its product high choriolytic enzyme 1-like. The transcript is spliced from 9 exons. Gene Ontology annotation, molecular function: zinc ion binding; metalloendopeptidase activity. Gene Ontology annotation, biological process: proteolysis. The record is from RefSeq and is a predicted model, not a curated record. Lineage: Eukaryota; Metazoa; Chordata; Actinopteri; Cypriniformes; Cyprinidae. Bases 55 to 747 code for a protein of 230 amino acids.
UUUGAAUUCGUGCUGCCCACUGAUCAAGAUAUCCUGCUUGAGAAGCAUGAUGAUAUGGAUAUUUUCUCAAGAAUUCUGGAGGCAAACAAAGAGAUCAGUGACAUGCUUCUGGAGGGAGAUAUGGCCUUACCCAAAACAAGGAAUGCCAUGAAAUGCUUGAAUGACUACUGCAAAUGGCCAAAAUCCCCAUCUGGACAGGUUGAAGUGCCAUACACCAUUGCUUCUGACUUCUAUGAUGAUGAGAAGGCAGUGAUUGAAAAUGCAAUGAAGAGCAUCGCUACAAAAACCUGCGUCCGUUUUGUGUUGCGAAAGAAUCAAGUGGACUACAUCAGCAUUGAAAAUCUAGUAGGCUGCUCGUCUGCUGUAGGGAGAUCUGGAGGUAAACAGCAGUUGUCUCUGUCUGUGGAUGGCUGUGUUUCUCACGGGAUCAUUGAGCAUGAGCUCCUCCAUUCUCUGGGGUUCCACCACGAACACACCAGGAGCGACAGAGACCAAUACGUCCAGAUCAACUGGCAGAAUAUUCCACAAGCAUCUGCAUACAACUUUCAGAAGAAGGACACAAAUAAUCUGAAUACCCAUUAUGACUACAGCUCCAUCAUGCAUUAUGGAAGGACUGCCUUCGCCAUACAGUAUGGCAAGGAAACCAUCACUCCAAUUCCUAACCCUUCAGUGCAGAUUGGACAGAGAAAGGAAAUGUCUAACAUUGACAUUCAGAGGAUCAACAAGCUCUAUGAGUGUGCUCUUUAAAGUGAACACAGAAGAUCAAACCCCAGUGAAAUACAGACUGUGA